Messenger RNA from Brassica oleracea var. oleracea, 1122 nucleotides. Its product is annotated as protein STRICTOSIDINE SYNTHASE-LIKE 12-like. Gene Ontology annotation, molecular function: strictosidine synthase activity. The transcript is spliced from 3 exons. Gene Ontology annotation, biological process: biosynthetic process. NCBI's taxonomy places the organism in Eukaryota, Viridiplantae, Streptophyta, Magnoliopsida, Brassicales, Brassicaceae. Bases 62 to 1039 code for a protein of 325 amino acids. The record is from RefSeq and is a predicted model, not a curated record.
CUAUAAAUAUACAAGAACCACAAGCCACAAUCUAGCAACAAAACGCGACCAACAAAAAGUUAUGACGUUAUCUAUCUUCUUGAUUUCUCUUCUCUCUCUUUCGUCGGCUGUAUUCUCCGAUGACGCAUCUUUCCAAAAACUUCCGGUGCCGGGAAAGAGGUCAGGCCCUGAAGCUUUCGCCAUUGAUUCCACCGGAAAAGGUUUCUUUACCGGAGUAUCCGGUGGUAAAAUCCUCAGCUAUACUCCAGGGAAAGGUUAUAUCGAGUUUGCCUAUAUGACGGAAUCCUCGAAGUCGCAAUGGUGCGAUGGAGCCCUUGGAACUGCUAAUGCCGGAAAAUGCGGCCGCCCGGCGGGAUUAGCAUUCAACGACAUUACAAGAGAGCUCUACGUGGCCGAUGCUGUAUUGGGUCUUCACGUCGUCCAUGCUGUCUUCGGCAGUAUGGCCAAGAAGAUAGCCGACAGUGUUGACGGCAGACCGUUCGUGUUUCUCGAUGGUCUCGACGUUGAUAACACUACCGGCGUCGUCUAUUUCACUUCCUUCAGCUCAAAGUUUAGCGCUGGCGAUGUGUUGAAAGCAGUGGCAUCAAAAGACGCUACUGGAAAACUCUUCAAAUACGAUCCAUCAAAAAAGAAGGUGACUGUAUUGCUAGAAGGUCUAAGUGGCUCAGCUGGUUGUGCCGUCAGCUCAGAUGGUUCGUUCGUGCUGGUUGGUCAGUUCACCAAGAGUAACAUCAAGAGGUACUGGAUCAAAGGACCUAAAGCUGGUUCUUCUGAAGACUUCACCAAUGCUGUCUCGAACCCUGACAAUAUCAAGAGAAUCGGUUCUACUGGAAAUUUUUGGGUUGCUUCGGUUGUGAACACAGCCACCGGAAUAACAAAUCCGUCGGCAGUUAAAGUUAAUUCUGAUGGUAAAGUGCUUCAGACAAUUUCGCUUAAGGAUAAGUUUGGGGAUACUUUGGUCAGUGAGGCUAAUGAGUCCCAAGGAAAGCUUUAUAUUGGAACUCUGUUUGGUCCUUUUGCGGGAAUCCUUAAGCUUUAAAGUGAAUAAGGCUUUAAGAAAUUAAGUGAUUGUUUCAGAAUAAUAAACUUUUUAGACAUGUAAAAUUAUUGUUUCUAAAUAAA